This is a messenger RNA of Myotis daubentonii (Daubenton's bat), 2035 nucleotides long. It is a transcript of the gene RHOF, whose product is annotated as ras homolog family member F, filopodia associated. Gene Ontology annotation, biological process: small GTPase-mediated signal transduction. Lineage: Eukaryota; Metazoa; Chordata; Mammalia; Chiroptera; Vespertilionidae. Gene Ontology annotation, molecular function: GTPase activity; GTP binding. The record is from RefSeq and is a predicted model, not a curated record.
CCCCGGCUCUCAGCCCCGCGCGCUGCUGCCAGUACCGCCAGCUCCGGGCUAUGGACACCCCGGCGACCCCGGCGCCGCCCGCCGCCCCGGGCCCUGGGAGGAAGGAGCUGAAGAUCGUGAUCGUGGGCGACGGCGGCUGCGGCAAGACUUCGCUGCUCAUGGUGUACAGCCAGGGCUCCUUCCCCGAGCGCUACGCCCCAUCCGUGUUCGAGAAGUACACGGCCAGCGUCACGGUGGGCAACAAGGAGGUGACCCUGAACCUCUACGACACCGCCGGGCAGGAAGACUACGACCGGCUGCGGCCCCUGUCCUACCAGAACACCCACCUGGUGCUCAUCUGCUAUGACGUCAUGAACCCCACCAGCUAUGACAACGUCCUCAUCAAGUGGUUCCCCGAGGUCACGCAUUUCUGCCGUGGGACCCCCAUGGUGCUCAUCGGCUGCAAGACGGACCUGAGGAAGGACAAGGAGCAGCUGCGGAAGCUGCGGGCGGCCCAGCUGGAGCCCAUCACCUACACGCAGGGCCUGAACACCUGCCAGCAGAUGCAAGCCGCCCUCUACCUGGAAUGUUCCGCCAAGUUUCGGGAGAACGUGGAGGACGUCUUCCGAGAGGCCGCCAAGGUGGCCCUCAGCGCCCUGAAGAAAGCGCAGCGGCAGAAACACCCCCGGCGGUGCCUGCUGCUCUGACCCCUCGGGGCGGGCACUCAGCCCUCAGAACAGGACUGACAGGGCCCAGCCCAUCUACUCCCCGGGACCCUGCCCACCCCCAGCUCACGAAGGCACUCGGAGUUGUGUCUGGAGCCUGUGCCAAGACUCUUUGGAUGGUCUGGAACUUUCUCCUUUCCCAGCUGGGUUCUGACCAGGAACUCGAGCUGCGGCCUGUGUGGUGGUGGGCAAGGGUGCCAACUCGGGCCCUGUGCCCUGGAACUGGCAUUUGUCCCCAGGACUCUGGUGUGCCCUCUUUGCACUCUCCCCCUAGCCACGUGUCCCCCUUCAAACACCCAGUAGAUCCUCAAAGUCUGUGCUUGAAACAACCAACUACACUGGUCCGUGGGCCACUGUGGAUCUGGCAGCGCCCCGCGGCCCUGGGCUGGGGAGAUAGGCAGGGCUGCAUCCUCCGGUCUCGCUUCCUUCCCCCGGGAGCACCGAGCCACGAUGGGACCAGGCCUAUCAGGAGAACGCAGCCCCGGACACGACACAGACACAGGAAUUGCAUCGCCCCCACCCACUCUACGCAGAGGACUUCAGUGGUAGCCUUUGGCGUGGCCGUCUGCCCAGAUCCGGGUGCACAUGACCAGGGGGAGAAGAGACUCAGAAAGCAGAGCAAACACCGUGGACCACCCAUCCGACUCCUGCCCGGGGUUUCCUCACCUGCAGCCCCCACUGCCGGAAACUCAGAUGAAGUGACAGCAGCUCCUGAUCGUGGGCAGGCCAGUCCUGAGACUGUGUCCCUGUCUGCAAAGGAGUCGUCUAGCCCCCCCUGCCCCUCACAGCCCCCACUGCUGGGGGAUGUGUUCCAGAGCCGAGGCCACCCUGGCCUCCUUCAAGAUCGGACUUGACUGACCGACCCCCAGCCACAGAUUCACGGAACUGCCUUCUGGAAGGUCUGGGUUCAGGGACCCAGGAAUUUUUUAAAAGUGCCCCAGGGGAUUCCAAGUACCCCAGAGACUGACAGCUGCUUGGUCCUGAGCUCACUCUGGAGUCAGCGCUACCGAAGGUGGGGUGAUGGCUCCAGGUGGCUCCUGCUCCCCCGGUAUCUCUGCCUCCGUACCCUGUGCCCAGUGCUGUGCCUAAGCCUGAGCUUCUCUGAAGUCACCUGCUAGGGCAAGACCUCUCAGCCCACCGCACCCCACCUAGGUUCCUGGAGGCCCCUCCAUGGGGACUCACCAGAGCCUUCAGACCAAGGACCUCUGGUUCCAGCAGAGUCCAGGGCCUCGUGGACAAAUGAGGGUCUAGAACAGAGGUCAGCGAACUAUGGCCUGUGAGCCAAAUCCGGCUGCUGUGUGUUUUUGUAAAUAAAGUUUUAUUGGAACACA